Cryptotermes secundus is the source of this 3164-nucleotide messenger RNA. RefSeq names its product matrix-remodeling-associated protein 5. Gene Ontology annotation, molecular function: protein binding. Lineage: Eukaryota; Metazoa; Arthropoda; Insecta; Blattodea; Kalotermitidae. Bases 378 to 2726 code for a protein of 782 amino acids. The record is from RefSeq and is a predicted model, not a curated record. The transcript is spliced from 2 exons.
UGUACAUUUUGUUGUCUUACUUGCAAAGACAUACCACCAUCUACUAGGGAAAUUUGAAGAUCAGUUCUGGAUAAACCCUGUUAUUUUCCUUGUUCUUGUAUGUUUGUUAGAAUUUGCGUAAUCUCAAAUGAAAUUUUAGAGUGAUUGUUUCAUUCUCAGUGAAGGCAAGAGAUUUUUCUUGUCUCCACAGCAUACUGACCAGCCCUGGGCCUGCGCAGCCUCCUGUCCAUUAGGCAUUGUGGGCCCUUUCCUCAUGGAGGAAGUUGCUGGGAUGUGAGGUUCACCACUUGCCUCCAUAUAGUGUUGAGGUAUCUGGUUUGUAAACAAAUAUCAGAAACAACGAAUCUUACUUGAAAAUAUAUUAUAAAUCAGUCACCAUGUGGAUGCUGUUGGCAGUACUGCUGCUGGGAAGUGUAGUGAGUGGCCAUAAAAUUGCUGUAGAGAGAACUGAUAGUGACUCUGGGUGUACAAAGUUGACUGAUGAAUUUGGCAUUAUGAUUUUAAACUGCAGUUGGCAGGGCCUGACAUCUGUGCCAGCCAUCAGCCCUGGUCAGCUGGUGCGUACACUUGACCUGUCCCACAACAGUCUACACAAACUACAUAACAGCAGUUUUCAUCUGUAUCCAAACCUAACACAGCUGAUACUUUCGUUUGACAACAUCACAAGAAUUGAGGUUGAGACAUUCAGCAGUCUUAAAACUCUGAGGAAAGUUGACCUGUCAUACAACAGCCUGAUAUUCAUUCAUCCCAACAUAUUUCUACAGAAUACAAACCUGGAGAUGUUGUCACUACAAGGCAAUCCUCUGCGUACCUUUCAUACCCUACAUACACCAUUCUUAAUAGCUAUGUCACUGCAGUCACUGGACUUGAGUCACUGUCACCUUUCACACUUCAGCACAGACAGUUUAUCUGGUCUGCCAGAAUUGAAAAAUCUGGAUCUGAGGCACAAUAGUUUGCAGCAACUAUCAUUGAACAAUGCACCUGAAUUGUCUUCACUGCAGUUGGCAGGUAACCGUUGGCAGUGUGACUGUCAUUUUCAUGCUCUACUGAUGUGGAUAUCAGCCAAUCAGAUGAUGGACUCAGACAUCAGAACUGACAAAACAGUGCAGUGCUGGCAAGGGGAUGAACUCAGAGAUCUAAUAAACAAGCAAGAUCAGGAUAGCAUCUGCAUCAGGGAGGUCACAGGUCUCCCCAUCAGAGAGAAAAUAACACCUGACUUGGCUGUUAUUGUCAGUGACAAAGAUGAUAGCAAAUUAGACACGAAUAGUUAUUUGCCUUCUUCUACCAUCAGUGAAGAUGAUGUAUGGAUGUAUGUUGAUGAUAAUGGAGAAAUCUUAAAUACUGAUGAUGAAUAUUCUGAAGAACUGGAUGAGAACAGUUAUUUCCUUUAUGUAGGAGAAGUCCCUGGCCUAUCUCACCAGGAUUAUGCAGGCUUAAGUUUGAAUGUCACUACCAAAGUUGGAGAUGAAAUAAGUGGAAAUCACAAAGUCGCAAAUUAUACCAUUCAGUCCUCAAAAGUACCUGAUUUUAUUCCAGAAGACACUGAUGUUGGUUUUUAUGAUGAAUUCGAUAGUGAUUCAGAAGAACUUGGCCAUGACAAUAUUUCACUUUUAUCAGCAAAAAUCCCUAGCUUAGAUGACAAGGAUGACAUGGACCUAAAUUUGUCUGUCAAUAUGAGUGUUGGAGAUAAUAAUAAUGAAGUUAAUAGAACAGAUGAAACUGGAGAUCCUGUAAAAUUUUCAAGUAUAAAUGAUGAUUUUAUUCAUGAAGAUACUGAAACUGGUUUUUAUGAAUAUGAAUUAUAUGGUGAAUAUCAAAAUUAUGAAGAAUCCGACAAGGAUAUUGACCCACCUUCUUCAGCAGAAAACCCCGGCUUGAAACACAAGGAUGAUAAUUUAUUUGCUGAUGUACAUUAUAGCAUGGAAAGUUCAGAUUUACAAGACCCAAAUAUAACAAAUAACAUCCGAGACUCUAACACUGACAUCUCAAGCCAGAAUAAUGACUUUAUCAUGGAUGACAAUGCUGCUCAUAACAAUAGUCAAAUAACGUCAACCUCUAGUUUGGCUGACAACAACAAAGAUGAUACAUUGAAUAACAGUCGUAGUUAUGAUUAUACAUGCAUCUUCUGUGAUGAUCAUGCAGUUCCUGCUGCUGAAAUCCCAAGCUUAAAAUAUGAUGACUAUGAAUCUUCAGACACAUUUAUUAUUUUGGAAAAUAUAAAACCUGAAGAAACAGCAAGAAAGGAUGAAGCUGCAGACUCUGCCAUUCAGCUCCUAAAUUUCCAUGAUGAUUUAAGUCCUGAGGAUAUUGCUGACCAAUUUGUCUUUAAUUUUGAUGAUACGAUUUCUCAAGAGGUAAAUAAUAAUAAUGAAAUAUCAUCUGCUGCUGCUAAUUUCCAAGACUUAACUGAUGAUGAUAAUUUUGAUAUUUACAAUCUAAUUGCUUCGAGCUUUAAAGAUUUUUAUUCAAAAACAGAUAAUCAGGGGCAUAAAACUUUAAUGAACCAAAUUAAUGAUAAAUCACAAAAUGAAACUAACUUAAAAAUUUACACAUUUUUAAGAUUUAUGAUUGUGGCAGGUACAGUUGCAAUCUUUGUGUUUGCACUGAUAAUGAUAUUUUAUUGCAUUACCAGUGUACGUGCUACACCUGCAUUUCCUAAGAAAGUCCUUGUCUGUAAGAAGGUGGAGAGAAGUGAGUCAAAGGAACAUCUCUUGCAGAAUGUAUGAUAUGCUAUUUCAGACAGGAUGAUGAACUUAAUCCAUUAAUUUAAGGAGAUGUGAAAUCACCGGUGAACUGAAAUCCAUCUUUCACUAGCAUACAAAAGGUAGAAAGCUGUGGGUUAAUGGCAGUUGUGUAUCCUGAAUACUGAGAGGGGGCAGACAACCCUGAAGGGCUGUCACAUACUUGUAGCUAACGGCCAUGCUUUCAUAAUGAAUAUACAGGGAGUCCAAAAAAUGUACUCACUCUUUGAAAGUCAAUAUCUUUGAAACAAAAUGACAUGUAGCUACAAUUCUUGCGCAAUAGUGUAGUGUAAUGUUUUCUUAACAGAUGGCGAAUGUCAUAUGAGUCACGUGAGUGUCGUCCCGCGUGAGCGCUGCGAGCAGAAGACAGCAGCAACAAUGACUAAAAGGUUGUUCUUUGAGCAAUGCAAGGCUGUACUGAAG